Molecule: messenger RNA, 1302 nt
Organism: Lactuca saligna
Lineage: Eukaryota; Viridiplantae; Streptophyta; Magnoliopsida; Asterales; Asteraceae
Source: the annotation of a GenBank genome assembly
AUGGCGGGAGCCGUUUCCGCGAUUUUCAUUCUCGAUAUAAAGGGACGUUGCUUGCUUAGUCGUCACUAUCGCGGUGACAUUUCAUCUGUUGAAGCCGAGAGGUUUUUCACCAAACUCCUUGAGAAUGAGGAGGACAUAGAGUCUCAAGGUCCAGUAGUGUUUGACAGUGGUGUCUCUCAUAUAUUUAUUCAACACAACAAUGUCUACUUAAUGGCUGUAUCCAGACAAAACUGUAAUGUUGCUAGCCUUAUUGUAUUUCUCCACCGGUUAGCUAGUGUUUUUGAGUAUUAUUUUGGAGAGUUGGAAGAGGAAUCUCUUAGAGAUAAUUUUGUUGUAGUGUAUGAAUUACUGGAUGAAAUGAUGGACUUUGGAUACCCACAAUAUACAGAAGCAAUGAUUCUAAGUGAAUUCAUCAAGACUGAUGCUUAUAAGUUGGAAGUUACACAAAGGCCUCCGAUGGCUGUUACUAAUGCAGUCUCUUGGCGAAAUGAAGGAAUAUACUACAAAAAGAAUGAAGUGUUCCUGGAUGUGAUUGAAAGUCUCAACAUAUUAAUCAAUAGUAACAGGCAAAUACUUCGAUCAGAAGUUGUUGGGGCAUUGAAGAUGAGAGCAUGUGUAAGUGGAAUGCCUGAAUGCAAGCUUGGGCUUAAUGAUAGAGUUAUAAUGGAUGCUCAAAGCAGAGCAACAAAAGGAAAAGGCAUUGAUUUGGAAGACAUCAGAUUUCAUCAGUGUGUACGUUUAGCCCGCUUUGAAACUGAUCGCACAAUAUCAUUUAUUCCUCCUGAUGGAUCAUUUGAUCUCAUGACAUAUAGGCUCAGUACUCAGGUGAAACCACUGAUUUGGGUUGAGGCUCAAGUUGAAAGACAUGCGAGAAGUAGGAUUGAGAUGCAUGUAAAAGCUAGAAGCCAAUUUAGGGAACGAAGCAAUGCAACAAAUGUCCAAAUUGAAAUACCUGUUCCUUCCGAUGCUACAAAACCUAUUGUUCGGACAUCAAUGGGGUCCGCUUCAUAUGCUCCUGAACAAGAUUCACUUAUAUGGAGAAUCAGAACCUUCCCAGGUGACAAGCAUGAACAACGACAGGAAUAUAUGUUGGGGGCCGAAUUUAAACUCCCGAGUAUAACUUAUGAAGAUGCAACUCCUGAAAGAAAAGCUCCUAUUCGUGUCAAGUUUGAAAUACCAUAUUUUACAAUAUCCGGGAUUCAGGUGCGUCACCUAAAAGUUAUUGAAAAAAGUGGAUACCAGACGUUACCAUGGGUGAGAUAUAUAACAAUGGCCGGCGAAUAUGAAAUAAGACUGCAUUGA